AUGUAUAUCUCAGGAUCACCACGCUCAACGAGCUACGCAACCGCGUCACCCAUGGACAUCCCCACCUCUUCGCAGUCCACCACCUGCGCGUAUCCCUCGUGGCCACGCCGCUCCUCGCUCUCUGGCAGCGACGCCGAAUACCACAACCACAGUUUCGUGAUCUCAGACGAGGAGCUCUUCGGAUCGGAAUUCGAAGACUCGGCCGCAAGCACACCGGCGUCUGAUCUCUCGCGCAGUCCUGCGAUGACGAACCUGUCGUCGCCGUAUGUGGCCGAGAGCAGGAGUUAUAUGGAGGAGGCGCGCUAUGUAGUUGAGAGCGGGAGUAUGAUGCGCGAGGUGGUGCGCCAGGAGAAGGCGAGACGGAAGAGGAGUGUUAGUGUGAAUAGUAAGAAGGCGAGACGCGGGAGCAAGAAGAUGGGCACGAUUAAGGAGGUCGUGGAAUGA
Glarea lozoyensis ATCC 20868 is the source of this 444-nucleotide messenger RNA. RefSeq lists its product as uncharacterized. The record is from RefSeq and is a predicted model, not a curated record. Lineage: Eukaryota; Fungi; Ascomycota; Leotiomycetes; Helotiales; Helotiaceae. The coding region runs from base 1 to 444 and encodes 147 amino acids. The transcript has a single exon.